Messenger RNA from Neltuma alba, 905 nucleotides. Its product is annotated as glutathione S-transferase U9-like. The record is from RefSeq and is a predicted model, not a curated record. Gene Ontology annotation, molecular function: glutathione transferase activity. The transcript has 2 exons. Bases 33 to 731 code for a protein of 232 amino acids. Gene Ontology annotation, biological process: glutathione metabolic process. Lineage: Eukaryota; Viridiplantae; Streptophyta; Magnoliopsida; Fabales; Fabaceae. Gene Ontology annotation, cellular component: cytoplasm.
CGUUACAGGGAAAUAAUUGUUGCUAGAGAGCUAUGGAGAACCAGAAGGUGAUCCUGCAUGGAAUGUGGAUUAGCCCUUAUCUGAAGAGGGUAGAGUUGGCCUUAAAGCUGAAGAACAUCCCUUUUGAUUACGUUGAGGAAGAUUUGAGCAACAAAAGUGAGUUGCUUCUCAGGUACAAUCCGGUGUACAAGAAAGUUCCUGUCCUUGUCCACAAUGGAAACCCCAUUUGUGAGUCAUACGUCAUCCUUGAGUACAUUGACGAGACCUGGAAACAUGGCCCCAGAUUGAUGCCUGAGGAUCCCUAUAGAAGAGCUCAAGUACGCUUCUGGUCUAAGUUCAUCCAGGAUCAGUUAUUUGGAGCAUAUGUCUCAGUAGUAAAAACCGAAGGAGAAGCGCAGCAGAAGGCCAUGAAAGAGAUGGAGGAGAAAUUGGGGUUGCUGGAGAAUGGGAUGAAGAAGUAUUUCCCAAGUGGCAAACCAGAAGUGAACGAGAACAACGCUGGAGUGCUUGACAUCAUGUUUUGCUCUCUGCUCGGACCCUACAAGUCACAGGAAGAGGCUCUGGGUGUGAAGUUGUUAGAUGCAGACAAGUUUCCUGUGUUGUUCUCUUGGCUAAUGGCUCUGGUUCAGCUCCAAGUGGUGAAAGAGGCAACCCCACCUCAUGAAAAAGUGGUCCAGUUUCUUCAGUUCGUUCGCCACUCUGCUCUUCGUUCUACUACUUCAGCUUCAUAAUCGAUCAUGCCUUCAAAUGGAGGCUUUCUUAUGACCAGUUACUUGUAGUCUCUUGUCUCUGUAUGUGUGCUCAUAUAUGUCUGAAUAAAUGUAUUUGCGUGUACGUGCUUGCUUCUUCAGAACAAUUACAGGAUAUAUGUGCCAAUAAAAUGCCAAUACGCGAGUUUAAUUUUA